GCAACGGUCACAACAAUACCUUGAAUCACAUGAAGAAUAUAUAUUUUCAAAUUAUAUUCAUUGAUGUCCUUGAUGGAUAAGACAAGGAUUGACUCGAAUCUCAGCUGCACCAGAAUAUCAAUUUAAAAAUGAACGUGACAAUAUUGACGAAGAUUGUAAAGAAAUAACAAAAACAAAACAAAGAAACCGGAGCCGGUGCCAGAGAAAUGCAAAGUUGUGAAUAUUUUUCUUUGAAUAUUUUGUUAAUUUGAUAUUGAUAAUCAUUUAUACAAAUCAUAGAAGAAGAUUGGAGUACCACAUAUAAAAAUAGAUAAAAUUGUGUUUGUACAAAAACAUCAAAAACAACAACAACAACAUUGAAGUUCUCUAUAGAAAAUAACGCAAAAACAAACAACAGCAGCAACAUGUUACCAACGAAUGUAAUGACCUUCAUGAAAAAGAUGGUUGCCACCGACGAGAAUGCUUCCACACAGAAUACACCCGACAGCGGAGGCACAUUUGGAAAGUUAAAACAGACAUUAUCAUCAUCACUGCUAACAGCCCAAGAUAGAGUCAAUAAAAUGUCUCCACGUCCUUCGCUAAUACCGACAGAUGCUGAUGGCGGCUACGGCAGUUACCAGCUACAGGAUACAAUAGCAAAUCAAAAUAACAAUAACAACAAUAAUUCGACGACAAUGACAGCAACAACAACUGGUGGUGGCGGUGGUGGUGGCAGCAGCGGCGGCAGUAGUGCGACAACAAAUUCCUCCAAACAAAACACAGAACCCGGUCGUAGAGCGGGAGCAUGUCGGGUCUGUUUGAAAUCAUUUAAACCGGAUGAUUUCCAUAAGACGUGCUUCGAAUGCCAGCAGCGGGUGUGUGAGGACUGUGCCAGCUAUAGUAAAUUAGAAGAGAAUGAGGAUGCGAAUAUGUGGCGUUGCAGUGUGUGUCGACGAAAAAUGGCAUCCCGAGUAUGUAUGCCACAGGCUUCAACCGAUUCCAGUCUGGAUGUGCCCGUAUUGGAGGCACUGCAAAGACGUCAUUCAGAUGCCAAACUAGGAUCAAGUACACAAACACUGGCACCGGCAAACGGGGCAGCACUGGCACCACCACGCAGUCCAGAACUGCGGAGACAUUCAGAUGUAUCACCUGCGUCAUUGAAAGAACUGGAACGGCAAUUGAAAGGCAACAAAACACCCGGCGGAGAUGGCGAUUGGCGUAAGGGUGGCCAUAGUAUGGCACCCAGCCGUUCCAAUAGCCCACCGCGGCAAGAGGAACUUAGUUUCGGACCACCAUUAUCACGUAUGGCUUCCAGGCGAGGAUCUCGCGUAGCUCGCCAGCAUAGUUAUGAUGAUGAGGCAACUGCGGCCAGCACAGGUGGCGGCAUUGGUGCUGGAGGUCUGGGAGCAGAUAUGGGCUUGGGUAUACCAGCCAUGCCAAGAAGAAAAUCGGCUUAUGAUGUCUUUGCUCCCGGUGUCCUGCAGGCGGCAGCGCAAUCUGCCCAACGUGCUCCCACAGAUCUGUCAACAAUGACCCCUCAGAUAACAUUACCGGGCUCUCGACGACCAUCAUUUCGGGUACCACAUCCCUCCGAAGAUUUGAACAAUGAUGAAUCGCCCAGUCCCGACAAGGGCAGUCCAGUGUUAACCGUUGACGAAGACAGGCGAAUGCGCCGAAGGGGAUCACAAUUACCCGAUUUAGCUGCUUUACAAUCUCGAGGUGCCAUACCUGGAGCCACAAUACCACCAUCGUCUAUACCACCACCUUUAGCUGCUUUCACCGGACCCAAUCUGGAAGAUUUGGAAGCGCCCAGAAGGCAAACAUCUAUGGAUGGAGAGGCUAUAAAAAUCGUAAUACACGAUGUAGAUUCUGGACCAAUUUGUUCGUCGAAACGACGUAUCAUUUUAAGGAGAGAUCCCUCGGAUAUAGCGCAUCGCACGCGUGGCUUUGGUAUGCGUGUGGUGGGCGGCAAGACUGGAGCAGAUGGCCGACUAUUUGCCUAUAUUGUGUGGACAGUACCCGGAGGACCAGCUGAGAAGAAUGGUCUACAGCAGGGCGAUAAGAUUUUAGAAUGGAAUGGUAUGUCACUAAUCGAUCGCAGUUUCGAAGAGGUGUGCAGUAUAAUGGAUCGGACCGGAGAUAUAGUGGAACUACUGGUGGAACAUGCCACCGAUUUUAGAAUGUGUGAUUUAUUCGAUGAAAAUCUACCACCGGGCAAUAGCGGCGGCAGUGAAAGAGGGCCAAGGCGCUCAGGCGAUGGCCCUGUAGGUUUGGGUCUAAUUGCGGACCCUGAAACUACAACUGACAAAUCACCGGCUUCACCAACACGGCGGAAAUUACCUAAGACUCCGGUAUAAAUUAGUUCCGCAUUCAAUCAAUUUUUUAUUUCUAGUCUUAUCUCUACACUCACACACACUCUAACACACACAUACACCCAUACACACAAUCACACUCUAUAACAAUAUGUGUAUUUUCAUACAAUAACAAAGCUAAAAUGUAGACGAGAAUUUAUCCGGAAAAUGUGAAACUAAAGAAGAAUUAAUCAAUUUUCUACAAUAAAUUAAAUAUUCUUAAAUACAAGUUGAUCCUUUUGACUUCCGGUGAUUGAAAUUCAUAAGAAUUGAAAUGUGAGAACUUCAAAUAGACAAAAAAUUAAUUUGUUUUUCGUAGUAAAAAAAAAACAACAACAACAAAUAGAAACAAUAAGUUAUUCAAACGAAGGUAGUGAAAUAUUUUAAAGUUUUUGUAACCAAACAAAAAAAUUAAAUCAAAUGAAAUAAAACAAAAAAAAAAGAGAAUUGAAAUAGAAAAACCCCUUAACAAUGCAAACAUUUUCUUUUCAUUUCAUUUGAUUUGCUUUUUUAAUUUUCUUUUCCAAAAUUCUUGACUU
Molecule: messenger RNA, 2869 nt
Organism: Musca domestica (house fly)
Lineage: Eukaryota; Metazoa; Arthropoda; Insecta; Diptera; Muscidae
Exons: 10
Coding region: 405-2336 (643 amino acids)
Biological process (GO): positive regulation of synaptic transmission; calcium ion-regulated exocytosis of neurotransmitter; regulation of membrane potential
Cellular component (GO): presynaptic membrane; cytoskeleton of presynaptic active zone
Molecular function (GO): small GTPase binding; transmembrane transporter binding
Source: RefSeq, a predicted model, not a curated record